CCAGAAUCCUUUUCCACCCAUGCGUCACCCGGGAGUGAUUAACCGGAAAAGACGUUAUGGUUCAUUUCUAGAAGGUUGUGGUGACAGCACAACUCCAGAUGGAGACAGAGUCUGAGACGCUCUCAGCCGCCAUGGCUGACACCUUAAAAGUGUCAGAGACCAGAGAAACCACCACAGACCCGGAGGAGGACUGUUUCUAUGACUGUGAGGACACAUUACGUGGAGAAGAUGGACACACUGAUGUUAAACGCACAGAGAGGGAGCACAGAGAUAUGCUGGAGUCAGAUGACAGGACAGAAAAUGAGAGACUAGAAAACAUGGAUGGCGCUGACCGGUUGUGUUUGGAUAACACGUCAGAAGAGGAUUCUGAAGGGCACGAGGACAGUUCGGCUGAAAAGAGACACAACUCAUUAACAACAGACCUGGAUCCUGAGAAAGACAAUGAUGAGGAACAGGAGAAAUGGGAGAGGUUUGUGGAGAGCGAUGAGCAGAAAGAGGGCAACUCUGAUUCAGAAUUUAAAGAGGAGACGGUCAAGGUGAAAGAGUUUGAUGAGGAAUACCUGCGUGAGCUGGAGAAAGACCUGACGGAAGAAGAAAAAGAGAGCAGAAGAAAGGAGAGUUUAGAGCUGAAGGAGAAGGGCAACACACAGUUUAAGAGUGGAGAGCAUGUAGAGGCUGAAGAGUCUUACACAGCUGCUCUGAAAGUGUGUCCUGUGUGCUACAGUAAAGAGAGAUCCAUACUCUUCUCUAAUCGAGCUGCUGCACGCCUGCAUCAGGAUAAAAAAGACAGCGCUAUCAGUGACUGCUCUAAAGCCAUAGAACUAAAUCCAAAUUAUGUCCGUGCCAUUCUGCGGAGAGCAGAACUCUACGAGAAGACAGACAAGCUUGAUGAAGCUCUAGAGGACUAUAAAAGUGUCUUGGAGAAAGACCCGGGCAUCCCUGCAGCUAGAGAGGCCUGUAUGCGAUUGCCACGGCAAAUUGAGGAGCGAAAUGAGAAGCUGAAAGAAGAGAUGAUGAGUAAACUGAAGGACUUGGGCAACAUGAUUUUACGACCCUUUGGUCUCUCCACCUCCAACUUCCAGGUCAACCAAGACGCCAACACAGGAUCCUACUCCAUCAACUUUGUUCAGAAUCCCAAUAACAACAACAGAUAGCUAUUCAGUGUCGUUUUAUAGAGUGGCACAACAGUGAACUGGCCCUUUCAAGUGUCCGCUCAGUCUCUUGACUAUUCAGUCAUAUGCCCAGUCUGCACUAAUUCAUUGAUACAAGUAAUGUAAAACUGUUUUUCCAUUGACAAAUUAAAUUAUCAGCUCAUGUCAAGUGGUUUUUGGCCAACUUGUAAGCCUGUAUUAUAUAGAUAUUCAGUUUUUUGGCAUGCCAGAAUGUUAAAUUUGCUGUGAAGCUGGCGUCAGUGAUCCAGACUGUCAGUCAUGAGCAACGAGAUAAUGGGCCUUCAGCACUUCACCCUUACCUGCGUUCACAUUAAACCAGCGGAUAAGAUCCUGUCUGCAUUGUCCAUUGUGUCGUUUCUUGGGUGUAAUUAAUACAGCAUGAUUUAUUACUAAAGAAUACACAGAACACACAGCUUGGUACAAGGCAGAAAACAGGUUUAAUUUCAUAGAGCUAUACAUAUAAUACAAUAAUAAAACAAAUUUAUGCCCACGACCACCAUCUUCAUAUGUAUCGCCGGGAGAACGCUCCGAUUGUACUGAAACGCACGUAUGUACAACAGCGAGCAGCUGUUUCUCGCUCACUCUAAAUUCCCUUUUUACAGGACUCAGGUUGAGCAUGUGCAAUGAAUGAUGCUAACAGGAAAACCUUGAAGCAAAGACUGAGAAGUAGAAAAGAUGCGUUCUUACGGUCAUGUUUAACUUGUAUAAUAAGAAAAUCAUUUAUAAGUGGAGAGGAGCACAAAAAAGGUCAAAAUCAACUAGUGGGUCGGAGUGAUUUGUAACGCUGUACAGAUUGCAUUGAUCAUUGAACGUGUGGUGUGCCACAGAGUGGAAAACUUCAAGCUCUCUUCAAGAACAGUCAAGACUGUAUUAAGGCUCAGAAUUUCUCAAUAUAAAGGAGCACAGAUGUUGGGAUAGAGGACUAGAAGCACAAUAAGACCCAAUCCUCUGUAAUUGUACGGUGAAGCAUAGCACAUGCAAUAUGUAUUGCAUUUUUACAUCAAAUAUGAUGUAAUUUAAUAAGUUAUCUCUUUCAAACACUUAAAACCCUGCUUUAACGUGUGCUGGAUCGCCACCUACAAUUCACAAUGGCCGUAACUCCCCUGUGCUGUUCAGUAUUUGCAAGCCUGCUUAAAGAAAAAUCUGGUUUGAAAAAUCCAUUUCAGCAUGACGGAUCGGGAAAUAGGUGGAGAGUCUGUAAUUCAUUGUAAUAAAUAUAUAAUUCUUUUCUUAAAUAAAAAUAAUUUCUCCAUUACACCUGCUUUUCCAAAUGUGGAUGGCUCCUCUCAUCUGACUGGCUCU
Messenger RNA from Sinocyclocheilus anshuiensis, 2474 nucleotides. Its product is annotated as tetratricopeptide repeat protein 1-like. The transcript has 8 exons. Lineage: Eukaryota; Metazoa; Chordata; Actinopteri; Cypriniformes; Cyprinidae. The record is from RefSeq and is a predicted model, not a curated record. Bases 99 to 1154 code for a protein of 351 amino acids. Gene Ontology annotation, molecular function: protein binding.